This is a messenger RNA of Lathyrus oleraceus (garden pea), 580 nucleotides long. RefSeq lists its product as uncharacterized. The record is from RefSeq and is a predicted model, not a curated record. The transcript has 2 exons. Lineage: Eukaryota; Viridiplantae; Streptophyta; Magnoliopsida; Fabales; Fabaceae. The coding region runs from base 55 to 579 and encodes 174 amino acids.
UUUACUUUUUUUCCCAAUGAAGAUGGUUGUGCUGAGCCAUUUUCCACAUUUAACAUGUUGAAUACUUUGAUCAUUCAUCACUGUCAGGUUUUGCAUAAACGUCACCUAUGUAUAUCAAAUGCCAAACUUGAAAAUUUAUCUAUAACUAUGUGUUACUAUAUGAUUUCCAGAACUUAUUUCGAAAUUGAGUUAUAUGCUCCAAGUCUUCGUACCUUUUCUUUUAAGGGUAAUCAUAUUUCAAAACUUUUUGGCAGCAAGAGCUUUUCAUCUUCUAUCAAACAGUUAAAAAUUAAUAUAAGGUGUUUUGAAAACAUUGGGAAGAACUAUUGGAUUUUACUCAACUGGCUGGAGCAAUUUGCUAAUAUCGAGUCAUUAAUGGUUGAUACAUAUACUCUUGAGGUUCUUUUUCUUGAUUUAUUAAAAGUUAAUCCACCUUCCCUAAUUAAUUUGAAGUCACUCAAAAUAGAAACAUCCGACGUUUCAUAUGUGUGCAGAUAUGAUGAAGAGAUAAACUUUUUGCUUCAAAACUCACACUCAGCAAAUGUUGAGAACAUUAUUGUAGAUGCGUUUGAUUAUUAAA